AAUGGUAACAUUUAUCGAUUUCCAUUCCUGUGAUACCUCAUAUCUCUUCUUUUCCUUGAUUUUCAGAGAUCACUGACAACAAUCGAAUGCAUAAGUCCUUUUAGAGUCCAAUUUAUUAAGAGCAACUAGGUGUUCUCUUACUGUCUCCUCAACUACUUUUGCCUUCUGUUCUCUCGUUAUGUAGUUGUUACCAUUUAUAACCCAAAGAUUAUUUUCUUUCCAUCCAUUAACAUUGUGCCACCUUCUUCAUGCUGAUGUAGAUUUUUUUUUUACUAUUCCUUCCUCUGAUGGAGUUUUGUAGGACUUAGUACCUGAAGCUUUUUCCAGAAGCCUUAACUCAUGCUGGGCCCAGCCUUUCUUAUAGUCUUCUUCCAGAACUGCAUGACUUCUUGGUAUUUGUCCUUGACUAUGUGUGUUUCCUUCCAUUUUCAUGUGUAGCAUUUUCAAGUUUGAGCUUCCUGGGCAUCCACAUUAGUCUGCCACCACUUUUUUUCCUCACUGGAAUAGUUCUCUUCUGUGUGAUCAGAGUCACAUAUCUACAAAAGUAGAUUUUACAUGCAUUUUUGGCUACUCUACCUUUUAGAGUUUCUAUGCAUUUGGGGGAACAUGCUCAGGUUUACAAUCUCAGGGGAUUCUUGGCUCUUCCUUUUUCUUCCCCUCUCAAAUACAAUCAGUGUUCAAGUGUUACAAGUUCCACAUCCUUUCCUUAUUAAGUUACCGCCCUCUCAGUCUUUGAAUCAGAAGAAGGAGGUGGGAGCUGGUGGCCUGAGAUUCCUCCUUACCUGGACUCUGACCUCUGGAACUGACUUGGCUGAGCUAGGCCUGAGUAGAGCCUCAGGGCUGUGCCUGCUGAAAGCCUGUACCCUGAUGGAAUUGCGGUGAAAAGCUAGUAGUACAAAAGGCUCCUCCUCCUACCUGUGGACUCUAGCCCCUGCAGGCAGGGGCUGGCUUGACCAGAGCCAGAGCUAGCAUUGGACAGAGCUACUCCUCAGUAAUCCUGGCUGGGAGAAAGGUCAUUGCCUAGCUGGGGCAGAAAGAGGCCAAGCUGAGACUCCUCUCUCCAGGGAGCACAACAGCAGGGCAGAAGGGACAGAUCCACUUCGCUUUUGCCUUCACCAGAAAGUCACAAGCAAGAGACAACAGAACCAUCUGUUGGCAGGGCACGAGACAGCCUUUGGGAAGGAAAUGUCUCGAAGUGGUUGUAGUAAGGUGCUGUCCUCCUGUCUCAUCCAUGGAAUAGACCACCUGGUAAUGACCAUGAAGAGUAUUGAAGAAACUACAUCCUUUUAUGCAAAAUCACCCUCAUUCCACGUGUUCAUUGGCUGUUCAGGAAACCGGAAAGCCUUGUGCUUUGGGAAUCAGAAAUUUAAUCUUCACGAGGUUGGGAAGGAAUUUGAACCCAAAGCCCACAACCCUGUGCCAGGAUCCAUAGAUGUCUUCCUGAUUACGGACCGCCCUCUCCAAGAGGUGGUGGAACAUCUAAAGAACUGCAGCAUCCCUAUUGAAGAAGGCCCAGUGACCAGAACUGGAGCUCUGGGGCCAAUCGAAUCAGUGUACUUCUGAGACCCUGACAAGAAUCUGAUUGAAGUUUCCAGGUAUAUAACAGAACAUGUUGGAUACAAGCCACCAUUGUGCGCGUGCGCGGGUACGGGCGCAUGCGCGCUGCACGAGGAGCGGGGCCCGAAGCGCCGGGGGCGGGGGCGGGGGCGGGACCCUGGGAAGCUGAACACUGCCCACUGGCUGGCAUGGUGCCCUAACACCCGGCCAGCUUCAGGCUCAGGGGCAAAAGGUGCCUCUCGGGGGCUAUGCCCUACCUGGGCCGGCCCCCAAGGGAAAUCUGUGCAGGUCGGAGGCCUGGGGGCCGCUUCCAGUCAUAUUUUUGGUGCUCCCACAAAUAGCAGUGACUUCAGGAGCCGGCUUAAUUUAACCCUCGUGCUGGCCCCCUUUGGCUCCUGUGGUAGGAUAGAGAGCCCAGCCCCUUAUUGGGCCAAGACCCUCCCUGUUCGCAGCCCGGCCCAGCCCAGGGCAGGGCAGACCGACGGCGGAAGGAUGGACAGUCGGAAGGAGGGCCGAAGCUUGCCCAGGGUGCUUUUGGGGGGACUUGCUGGCCAGAUUCUCCCUCCACACGGGAAGGAGGAAAAGCAGACCAUCCCCCGGGGCUUCGGGGGGAGAACAAGACCUUCCCAAAUCUCUUUCCUGGGAUCUCCCUUCAUCCUGGGCAGAUGGGGUUGUCUCAGGCCCAAGCCCGAGAUCCUUCCACCUUUCCAAGCAUCGCUCCCCUCUGGAGCUCACGUAAGAGGAGUGAAGCUCAGCCAGGUGAAGUCCCUCCCGCCCAGGGCUCCGUCUCCUAGGCGCGCCGAACCCUCGCACCCAGCUGUCAGGUCGCUCGCUCGACGCCCCCCUCCCACCGAGCCCCGCCCCGCCCCCACCCAGGCAUCCCCGGCUCUGGCCUCCGCCCAAUUGGGGCGGUGGCAGACGAUGACACCUCCUCCCCUGCACCACCACCUCCUCCUUCUCCUCCUCCUCCUCCUCCUCCUCCUUCUCCACGGCCGGGAAGCCGGGAGGGCCGUACCUGGCUGGGGAUGGGAGGGACUGCCCUGCCUUGGUGUUCGCCCUCCCCCGCCCCUACUGGAGGGGCCCGAGUGCCCUAGGUUCGGGCCGGUCCCGCCUCCUUUCCCGCCCCACCCUCUCCCUCCCAGGCGGGCCUUCCUAUCCCCUCCUGCCGGGCCCCACCCUCUUCACCACCUCUCCGGCCCCGCCCCACCCCUCCGAGGCUCCGCGCGCUCGCCCCACCCUCUCUCGGUCCCCCUCCCCCUCUCUCGGCCGCCGCGGCUGCUGCCGCUGCGGGUCCCUUUUAAGGAGCUCCACCCAGGGGCAGCCCAGGGUGGGGCUGUCAGCCCGUUCACACCUCAUCGCUCAGUUGGAGAGAGACGAGUCCGAGACCCAGGGAGAGGAGAGACCAGAGAUCCGAGAAAGACACCGAGCCCGACGCGGGGCCAGAGAGAGGGGGGAGGGUCCUCGAGGGCCGCCUGCCGGUCCCCUCCCCUCCGAGCCCCUCUGCGCCCCGCCCCGCCGAGCCCCGUACCUCCCCUGGUCUGCCUAGGCCGGGGCCGGCGGGCCGGCGGAGCCCAGCAGGGCAGGACCGGGCCGGGCAGGGCAGAUCGCGGCCGCCGCCGCCUCCACGCCAUCCAGCCCCGGGAGCAGUGGUCGCUGCUACGGCUGCUGAAGCCCCUGGUCCCGGCUCCGUCUGGGCGAGCGAGCCCCGAGGGCGCCUUCUGGGGCUGGGGGCCCGGGGCCAAGCAGCCGGAGGGCGGAUGGGCAGAGGCCGAGGGGGGCUCGCCUCCGCCUCCUCCUGGGAACCCCGGGCGCCCUUGGAGGCCCGCUGGGGAGCCGCCGCUAGGGGAGGGGGCCGCUAGGCACGGGGUCCCCCUCCUCUUCCCCCCCCCGCCCCUCGGCCGGAUGCCUCGUGCACGCCUCCGGGGUCCUGGGCGCUAGGGGUGCCGCGCGCUGCCGCGGGCCUCGCACCCCGUUCCUGCCGCCACUGCUGGAGGGGCGUCGGGGCCGCAGUUUGGGGCCUGCCCCCCGAGCAUGAUCCUCCCCGCGGACGGCAUGAGCAGAGCGGCGCGGCCCCGCAGCGGGAGUCCCGAGCGGCGGACAGCGGCAGCCGCAGCGGCCCCAGCGGCCGGGCCGGGGAGCAAGAGAAGGACUUAUUUGGACCUUAGCAAUCUGAAGCUCUUCACAGAGAUUCUGGGAGAAAACCCUUUAAGAAAGCUGCGUCCUGAACUGGGCAGGUGUGGCCCAGCCCUCUACGCAUUGCUGUGACUCCAUCUGGUGACUCUUCUAUAUCUGUUUGGAGGAGCUGUGGACCGGAGCUCAGCUGCCCCACCUCUCGCUGCUCUGCCAUCUUGGUUCCACCCCCUGUGCCAGGACCACUUCAGGGCAUCCAGGUUCAUUUAAUGUCAUUGCCCCAGCUGCAGACUACGGGAAAGGCUUCUCUAGAUUGACAGAGAGGGGGAAGAUGACGUCUUCGUCACUUCUGGAGCUCAGCUCCAU
Messenger RNA from Phascolarctos cinereus (koala), 4053 nucleotides. It is a transcript of the gene GLOD5, whose product is annotated as glyoxalase domain containing 5. Lineage: Eukaryota; Metazoa; Chordata; Mammalia; Diprotodontia; Phascolarctidae. The record is from RefSeq and is a predicted model, not a curated record.